GAAGCAUAUGCAUGUUGCAGAUGCGCACGCCACCGUUGAUGGUCGCUGCCACCGCAUCCAAGGGGCACAUCUUCCUCGUACUUGCGCUGGCCAUGCUCUUGGCAAUGCUGCAGUCCAUGUCAAGGUACUUCAGCCUCGUCGUAAUGUCCGUCCUUGCCGUGGGUUGGCGAACGGCUGCUCAUUCACACGCCUUGAGCACACCGCCCUCCGAUGAAUGUUCGAUUCCACCGCCAUUGAACGAUCUCCAACCAGUUGAAGAAGCACAUGUACAAGGUUCGGCAGAGCCACAAGCACACGACGACGUGUGUGUUGGCUUGGAACACCUACGCGUGGUCGACGAAGGCAGCGCGACAAACCGCGGCAUCGCCAUCAACUCGGCAACGCCCGUUCCGUUCGAAAACGACUUUUUCCAGGGACAUGUGUACUUCCUCGUGAAGACAACUUCUCCGAACGCCACGUGGCAGCACCUGUUUGUCGGUCGGAAGCGCAACUUUUGGAUCCAGGUGCAAGGCAAGUUCAAGCGGCCACCGCGGGGCACCAUCUUCAUGGGCGGGGAGUUGCCUCGUUCCGUGUCGGUAGGUUUCCUGGCGCGCAGCUUGGCGCGCCUUGUGUCGAGCAUGAUGCGGCGCUUGCUCGGCACAACCCACGUCGGCUUUGGCGACGACGAGGAGCGUCCGCACUGCGUGUUUCCUCUCUUCCAAACCGUGGACGAGAUGGUGGUCACACCUGUGGGUGCGAUGCCGCCGACGCUAGGCCAAGCGCAGUUUGGCGAGACCCUCGUUGCUCAGCAACGUCGUAAGGCAACGCCGCUCGGGGGCGAAACGAUUCACGUCGACGCCACGUACACGUUUCAGUUCCACACCAUGUACGCGGACUUGGCCAAGUGGACCAUCGUCAACGUGCCCGGCAUGCAAGACGUGCCUCUGCGCACGUUUUUCCAGGACGAACCGCUCCUCUUGACGUGCUACGACCUCCGCCCCACGCCCAAGCACGACCACGCGGCCAAGCAGUACCUGUUCUGCUUCUCGAUCCACUGGACUCCUCCAUCCUCGUCAUCAUCCGUUUCCAGCACCGCCGCCUCCACAUCGACAUGUUCGCCGCCACACCACAUAAUAACCCCCUCCGCCUCCAUCGCCUCACCGUCUGUCACACCUCCAACAAGUCCCCUUCCACUGUGCAUUCCAUAUUGGCUCGAAAGACUCGACCGCAAUAAGAACCGCGUGGUGGUGUACCUCGUUCGAGAUCAGCCGCGGGACCGUGAACCCGAAUCAAGUCCAUUGAGGCAGCUCCACGAACUCCCCGCCAAGAUGCUGCGGUCGCGCUUCUCGCCCUUGUCGCAGAUUCACGCAACGUCCAAAUUGAUGCGGUACGAUGCGAUCGACAGCCAACGCUUGGUCGUCCAGGCCCACUCGAGUCUGCUGCACGAGGUCCCGGCCACGCCGUUUGCAUGGGUCCCCGCAUCCGCGUCCUCCCUGGGGGUGACCUUCCACAACCGACAGGCCAACGUAGUACUGCAGCAGCAAGUGGUGCGCGCCAUGUCCGAGUCACAACUUCGACAAGAGUACCUAGUAUUGACCCACAACGCCCUGCAACUGUAUCGCACAUUUUCGUCGACGAGUUGCGUUCAGGUUUCCUUAGAAAACAUCAUGGCGGUAUCGCCGUGGACACUGCCGCUUGGAGAAGGCACGGCGUUAGCUCAUGGCCUGCACAUCCACACGAACGGGGGCCACGUGUACCUGUGUUUGCCAUCGUCGCAGGCUCAAAACGAAUGGCUGAGAACGAUCGCCCACCAACGUUGUCGGCUGGACCCUUCAACCACAAAGUCCACGGCAAACAUCACACCCUACUCAAUUAAGUGGAUCGACGACUUGGUCCCCCCCAGUCGCACCGGCGUGCUCAAUGCGUUCCGGUUGUUUCGACCGUUGAAAAGGCAAACUGACUCAACCUUGUCGCAUGCAAAGGAUGAGGUCGCUGGGCUCGACUGCAUGGAGGUCGCGGACGCCGCCGUUCGCGCCGCCAAUGCCCUGGACACCCAACGCAAACGAAUGACCGAGUUAUCUGGCGACGACAACGGUAUGACGUGGCAGCACGACGUGCGUGCGUUUCUCGAGGUCGUGGCCUUGCUGCGGUGGGUAAAUGUCUCGACUUUGACGUGUUAUGACGCCAAAGUGGCGUUUUACUUGAACGUGCACCGCGUUUUACAGUGGCAUGUCGGCCAGCUCGCUCCAACCAAACAUUCCAAGCACGCCGCCGCCUAUUGCGUCGGGGCGUCGGCUACGCCAUUGACGCUGCAGGAGCUCGAGGGGCUCGCGCUGCGUCCCCGGCAUGCCGACGUUGUUAGCGCGUCGGACUUUCGCAUUCGGCUGGCGCUGCACAUGUCCACGUCACCCCUGCCUCGAUUCGACCCACGGAGACUGCAGUACCAACUCAAUGCGCUCUGCACACAGUACUUUCGCCACACGGUGGCCACGGACGUCCACCGCCAUAUCGUUCAACUGCCAGCGCUCUGCCUUCGCUUUCGAAUGGACUAUGGGCCCCAAGGUAACGGCAUCGAGUGCGCGAGGAAGGUCCUGGGGUUCCUAUCUAGUACGUGCGCCGAAGAUGUGCAGACCAUCCUCCUAGCUCACGACGAAGCGCCAGUGGACAUUCAGUAUGUUGACGAUGCCAACGUCGUUAUGGACGGAAACUUGGUGGACGACGAGUAUAUAGUAGAUGCAUAGUGUACGUAAAGUAGCUAGUAGAAGUUGUUGGAUUAUUUACAAAUACGGCUUGACCAUACAAAUAAAUGUGAUAGAGUUCAU
Aphanomyces astaci is the source of this 2801-nucleotide messenger RNA. RefSeq lists its product as hypothetical. The transcript has a single exon. NCBI's taxonomy places the organism in Eukaryota, Oomycota, Saprolegniomycetes, Saprolegniales, Verrucalvaceae. Bases 12 to 2720 code for a protein of 902 amino acids. The record is from RefSeq and is a predicted model, not a curated record.